CUGAUGUGGCAACUAGAAUAAAACCGAACAGAACAUCAAAGUACAUCAGCGUUGAACGUCAGCUUCAGCACAGAUUUGUCAGGGCUUUGGUUGCAGAAAUUGGCAGCUUCCGAUGAAUGAUUUAAAUUGGAAACGUGUAUCGCUCAUACGCUGCCGACCCUUUGACCCUGUUCAAAAACUUUUCACUCCUUACCGUAAUCAGCUCCUCCAGGGCUUUGCCGGUUUCUUUCCACUUUACUUCAAUUUCUUGAGAUUUUCUGAGCUUUUGGGGUCUUCCUGUCUUUGGAAACUGAAGUGGUUUGAAUUUUUCUGGGUCUUUUUCAUAGCUCAUAGCUUUUGGGUUGGAUUUGGACUGAAUUCCGCAUUUUGACGGAAGCUGAGAAUGAUCAAAUCCCUAAUUGAAGAAUGAAUAAAGCUAAAGUAAAGCGCCGAGUGGGUAAAUAUGAGGUGGGAAGAACAAUUGGCGAAGGGACAUUCGCCAAGGUGAAAUUUGCUAGAAAUGCGGAGACUGGGGAACCCGUGGCUCUGAAGAUCCUUGACAAAGAGAAGGUUCUCAAACACAAGAUGGCCGAACAGAUCGAGCGGGAAAUAGCAACAAUGAAGUUGAUAAAACAUCCAAAUGUCAUUCGAUUAUAUGAGGUAAUGGGGAGCAAGACGAAGAUAUUCAUUGUUAUGGAGUUUGUUACCGGGGGAGAACUUUUUGAUAAGAUUGUAAACCAUGGACGGAUGAGGGAAGAUGAAGCACGCAGAUAUUUCCAGCAGCUUAUUAAUGCCAUUGAUUAUUGCCAUAGCAGGGGCGUUUAUCACAGAGACCUCAAGCCAGAAAACUUGCUUUUGGAUGCUUAUGGAAACCUUAAAGUGUCUGAUUUUGGAUUCAGUGCUCUGUCCCAACAAGUCAGGGAUGAUGGCCUGCUUCACACUAGCUGUGGAACACCAAAUUAUGUUGCUCCUGAGGUCCUUAACGAUAGAGGCUAUGACGGAACAACUGCAGACUUGUGGUCAUGUGGAGUGAUACUCUUCGUAUUGCUUGCAGGUUACUUGCCUUUCGAUGAUUCUAAUCUUAUGAACCUGUAUAAAAAAAUUUCGGCUGCUGAAUUUAAUUGCCCUCCUUGGCUCUCUUUUAAUGCCAUGAAAUUAAUAACACGAAUUUUGGAUCCCAAUCCAAUCACUGUAAGUUCUAAUACAUUAGGGAAAUUCUCUCAGGAGCACCAUGUGACAGAAAAGAAGGAAGAACAACCAGCAGCUAUGAAUGCAUUUGAUCUGAUUUCAAUGUCGAAGGGGCUAAACCUUUCGAAUUUGUUUGAUGUUGAACAGGAAUUUAAGAGGGAAACAAGAUUCACAUCUAAAUGCCCUGCCAAUGAGAUCAUCAGCAAGAUUGAAGAAGCUGCAAAGCCUCUUGGUUUUGAUGUACACAAGAAAAACUACAAGAUGAGGCUUGAAAAUGUGAAAGCUGGGAGAAAGGGAAAUCUUAAUGUUGCUACAGAGAUAUUUCAAGUGGCACCUUCUCUUCACAUGGUUGAAGUGCGAAAAGCAAGAGGAGACACUCUGGAGUUUCAUGAGUUUUAUAAAAAGCUCUCAACCUGCCUGGACGAUGUUGUUUGGAAAACUGGGGAAGACAUGCAAGACAUGAAGUAAAUUCCUGUGUCUUUCACUUCAACCAAUUUUGCAAGCUCUCAACCUGCCUGGACGAUGUUGUUUGGAAAACUGAGGAAGACAUGCAAGAAAUGAAGUAAAUGUGUCUUCCACUUCGAAGUGUUGUCCAUAAAAUUGGUUUACUUGCAAAAUGUUCAUUAGUUUCAUUUGUUUGUUCUUUUCUGUCCUGCGUCUCUCUCAUAGGUAGUUAUUGUUGGUAAGCCUGAACAGCUCCCAUAGAGGUUUAACAAUGUUUUUUAGUUACAAUUGGAAUCUUAACUCGAUACUAAAUGAGAAUGAUGUAGAUAUUCUUUCAUUUAUGCA
Messenger RNA from Carya illinoinensis, 1956 nucleotides. RefSeq names its product CBL-interacting serine/threonine-protein kinase 3-like. Bases 406 to 1635 code for a protein of 409 amino acids. Gene Ontology annotation, molecular function: protein kinase activity; ATP binding. Lineage: Eukaryota; Viridiplantae; Streptophyta; Magnoliopsida; Fagales; Juglandaceae. Gene Ontology annotation, biological process: protein phosphorylation; signal transduction. The transcript is spliced from 14 exons. The record is from RefSeq and is a predicted model, not a curated record.